Messenger RNA from Monopterus albus (swamp eel), 1222 nucleotides. It is a transcript of the gene pstk, whose product is annotated as phosphoseryl-tRNA kinase. Gene Ontology annotation, molecular function: tRNA binding; kinase activity. NCBI's taxonomy places the organism in Eukaryota, Metazoa, Chordata, Actinopteri, Synbranchiformes, Synbranchidae. The record is from RefSeq and is a predicted model, not a curated record. The transcript has 6 exons. The coding region runs from base 19 to 1197 and encodes 392 amino acids.
AUGUUUUGACGCAACGUGAUGCGGAAGUCAGCUGACAACAACCACCCGUGGUUAGACUAUAACACAAGGAAAUAUUUUAAACCAGCUCUCCGGUGGUGUAUGGCAACAGAAGAGGAUGCAGGUGUCGUUCGGGUUCCGGCUUGUCUGUGUGUCCUGUGCGGGUUACCUGCCGCUGGGAAGUCCUCUCUGGCCCUCGCGGUUCUGAACGCCGCUGCACAGCACGGCUGGAGAGCUACUGUGGUACCGUACGAUGACCUGAUCCCCGAGCAUGCUUUCCAUACUAGAGUGGUGGAGGACGGUGUCAAGCUGCAAGAAAUGCACACUGAGUGGAAGUCACACAGACAGGCAGUGUUGCAGUGCAUUGAGCAGUUCUUGAAGAAGCCUGAAGUGUUGGUAGAGCUGCCGAGUAGCUGUCAGAUUAACAGUGCUGUAUGGAAGCAGUGCACUCAAGCUCUGCUACAGCCUGAAGCUUUGGACCGCUCUUGGGCUGACCGGGCAGCAUUUCUCUUUUUACUGGAUGACAACUUCUACUAUCCAAGCAUGAGAUAUGAAGUAUACCAACUUGCAAGAAAGUAUUCUCUGGGGUUCUGCCAGGUGCAUCUGCAGUGUGAUUUGGAGUCCUGCAUCAGUAGAAACCAAAGCAGGGACAAACCCAUUCCCACUGAGGUUAUACUGGAGAUGGUGAAGCGUUUGGAGCCUCCCAAUCCACAGAAGAACUCAUGGGAGAUUAACAGUGUCUUGCUCAACACAACAGACAAUUUAUCCAAAUGUGACAUCCAGAAGGUGAUGGAAUUGAUUUCCUCUUCACUGAGAACCCCACUAAGUCCAAUUGAGGACAAUACUGAACAAAAGGAGGCUGAUCGCCUGAAAUGUGCAACCAGCGUGGUUCACCAGGCUGACCAGGCCUGUCGACGCCUGAUCUCUGAAGCCAUGAAAACUGCCAGAGAAAAUCAAGCACCCCCUGAUCAUAUGAGGUCUUUGGCCACUCAGCUGAAUGAAUCCAAAGCAACAUUUCUUCACAACCUGAGAAAACAGUUCAUUCAAGAAGUGUCUUUCACUCAGGAAGAGGACAUUGAUGUGGAACGUGUGGUGAAAAGAGCAGUGGAUGUUUUUGAUCAUGAGAGAAAGGAAAUUUUGUUGAGAAUCAUAAAUGACUUUCUCAAUUCCAGAUUUAAUUGCAUCAAAAGUGAGAAGUAAAUGUGUUUAUAAUUAAUAAUAUAAU